Molecule: messenger RNA, 4009 nt
Organism: Ooceraea biroi (clonal raider ant)
Lineage: Eukaryota; Metazoa; Arthropoda; Insecta; Hymenoptera; Formicidae
Product: glycogen synthase kinase-3 beta
Biological process (GO): signal transduction; regulation of microtubule cytoskeleton organization; negative regulation of canonical Wnt signaling pathway
Cellular component (GO): cytoplasm; axon; cytosol
Molecular function (GO): protein serine/threonine kinase activity; ATP binding
Source: RefSeq, a predicted model, not a curated record
GUUCAAAAAUGACGAGUCGAAUCAACAUGACGGGCACCAGAUGGCGUUAGCUGCCGCGAUUGCCGCGCUGCACGUAUGCGGCGGAGCGCAUCCUCGGCAAGGGGCAGGGCGAGGUGUCACUGACGUCACGUUCGGCAAUGUCCGCUGGCACUCGACUUGGCCGAUCUCGCCCGAACGGGUCAAUGUCUGAGGAGGAGACAUCGAAAAAUCCAAUGGACGGUGUGGUGUUACCGUGCUGCUGUUCGACGACGACGAAGCUGAGAAGUCGUCGCUGAUUGCCGGGUUGAUCGUGCAGUAUCAUCGCCGCCGCGUAAAUCGCGACCGUACGCCCCUUUUCUCACGUCCACACCGUCGCGUCGGUCGCAUUGCCGUGUCAAUAUACCGAAGCGCUGCUGCGAGAUCUGCUUUGCGUCGGUCUAUCGCUGCCCGAGACCAAGCGAGAGAGAAAGAGAGAGCGAGCGAGCGAGAGAGAAAGAUAGACAAUGCCGAUUGAACACGGGUGUUGAACGCAACGACGGCGACGACGACGGGAACGGUGGCGACAGCGACAGUAACGACGAUUUCCCGUUCGGGGGAGAGAGAAGAGCGCGGUAGCCGCGACAGCUCCUCUCGCUGCAUAAUUUCACUCGCCGACUGACAUCGCAGCGAGAUGCAGCAGCGGCGGCAGCGCGAAAGUCCGUCAAACAUCAGUGACGAGAAGUAGUCCGAGAAUCGGAGUAGAGCCAAAAGAGUGACGGGCCUCCAUUGUGAAAAAGACAGAGAAAGGUAGUGAGGUAGAGAGCGAGCGAGAGAGAGAGAAAAAAAAAAGAGAAGAAACUGAGUGAGACGUAGCGGAGUGAGGUGGCGCGGGCGAGCGAGAGAGAGAGAGAAAGAGAAAGGAAGGACGUUCGCAGGAACGGGAAAGGAACGAAGACGGAACGAGGAGGGACGGGGAGAGCCGCAACGCGACGUUGGCCGUGGAACUGAAAAAUCCACGCCGCGCGCGCGUCGUCGGGCCGCGAGGGACCCGCGCGCAGUGGCGCGCCGCUGUACGCGAUACGUCAGCGGCCGACAACUACGGAGAAACCUGAACCGCGAGGAGCGGGUUCUCCUUCGCGUACGAGCCGUUCCGAAAACGUCGGCCGUCGUUACCGACGAACGACAAAUCCCUCGCCGUUCGCUAGGUAGUGCUCCGCAGCGGCGCCUCUGCCCCGCCGCCGCUCAUUGGUCGGUGGAACCGCGUUUCGGAGCUGCUCGCCGCGGUUGCCGCUGCCAUUAUCGCACCGCUGUGACAGCACGAGCAAAAAGGUAGAUCGUCAUCGUCGGGAGUGCACGUGUCAAGGAGAGAAAGGGUGGUGUCGCGUACGCGAUCACGGUGACUGCGGGUUUCCUCCCCGCCCGACGGGGAACGUGCAGUUCGCGGAACGAACGGACGGGUUGCGGAGGGCCGCGGGUCGCGAUCUUGUCGCGUCCGUUUUGGUGUCGCUACACACGCUUUCGCGUGGAAGAGGAGAAAAUCAGUCGUGAAAAGAGUGGUGUCGUCCUCGUCUACGGUGCUCCCUCCUCGCGAUCUCUCGCCACUUCCGCUUUCCGCGCUCCUCCUCCUCCCCCUUCUGUCCGUCGGUCGUACGAGCGUCGUGGCGUAACGCGGAAUAGGGAACGCGCAAAGAAGAACGGUGAGGAAGAAAGUGAGCGGGGGGGAGAGAGAUAGAGAGAGAAGAAGAAGCGGAAAGAGUGAAAGAGGAAGUGCGCGCGCGCGAGCGCGCGUUCGCGUGCGAUGUGAUAAUUGCGUGUGCGCCUGUCAUUGAUGUGCGAGGUGGUGUUGACGGCGAAAACGACGUCGACGAAUACCGGGGUUAUCUUCGGGCGGAGGCGGAGAAGGAGAAAGAAUUGCCAGAAGUACCGAUCGACCUAACCUAAGCGGUCACAAGAGGAGGCGCAGAGGAAAGGCGGCGGAGACGCAGCCCUUCUCGUGUGGAGGAGCGGAGGUGGAGGCGGUCGAGACAGCUUCAGGAUGAGCGGACGACCGAGGACCACCUCCUUCGCCGAGGGCAAUAAACCGCCCGCGAACCCACCCCUGGGCGGCAUGAAGAUCAGCAGUGGUGCGAUGUACCCUGCAGGCAAGGAUGGCAGCAAGGUGACAACCGUGGUAGCAACCCCUGGUGCAGGCCCAGACCGCCCUCAAGAGGUCGCCUACACCGACACUAAGGUCAUCGGCAAUGGCAGCUUUGGAGUAGUGUACCAAGCGAAACUGUGUGAUUCGGGCGAGAUGGUUGCCAUCAAAAAGGUUCUCCAAGAUAAGCGAUUUAAGAACAGAGAAUUGCAAAUCAUGCGACGCCUCGAACACUGCAACAUCGUGAAACUCAAAUAUUUCUUUUACUCUAGUGGUGAUAAGAAGGACGAGGUUUAUCUCAAUCUAGUCCUGGAAUACAUACCCGAAACUGUGUACAAAGUCGCUCGACACUAUAGUAAAAGCAAGCAAACGAUACCAAUCAGUUUCAUCAAGUUAUACAUGUAUCAACUAUUCCGUUCCCUAGCGUAUAUCCACUCGCUAGGCAUCUGUCACAGGGACAUUAAGCCGCAAAAUCUGCUCCUGGAUCCGGACACCGGUAUCCUCAAGCUAUGCGACUUCGGUUCGGCUAAGCAUCUGGUUAAGGGCGAGCCGAAUGUGUCUUACAUCUGUAGCCGUUAUUAUCGCGCGCCUGAGCUUAUCUUUGGUGCUAUCGACUAUACCACAAAGAUCGAUGUAUGGAGCGCAGGUUGCGUACUAGCAGAAUUGCUGCUCGGCCAGCCGAUAUUCCCCGGAGACAGUGGCGUCGAUCAGCUUGUAGAGAUUAUCAAAGUCCUCGGAACGCCUACGCGCGAUCAGAUACGUGAGAUGAACCCCAACUAUACCGAAUUCAAAUUUCCACAGAUUAAGUCGCAUCCCUGGCAGAAGGUGUUUAGGGCACGCACGCCACCAGAAGCGAUGGAUUUAGUGGCGCGGUUAUUGGAGUAUACACCGUCGUUACGCAUGACGCCGUUGCAGGCUUGUGCGCAUUCGUUCUUCAACGAGCUUCGCGAGCAGGGCACGCGGCUACCGAGCGGCCGCGAGCUGCCGCCGCUCUUCAACUUCACCGAGCACGAGCUACGCAUCCAACCGGUCCUCAACAACAUGCUGAUACCCAAGUACAUGCAAUCGGCCACCGUCACCACUGGUACGGAAGGGAAUCCCGGCGGAGGCGGAGGUGGCGGCCAGUCGGACGCCACAGGCGCUGCCGCCAGCGCUAGCGACGAGGACAAGGACACGAAGGAGGCAAAGGAGCAGGAAGGUCUUCAGGAGCAGCAGGUGGUGGAUGGUGAAUAGAAGAAUAUAUACUGGAUGACACAAAUAUAUCGCAUCGUGCACUGGGAUCGAGACGGACACGACGGCGAUCUUCUCCGAUGAUAUAACGGGCGGGGAAUAAGGAAAUGAUAACAUCCUCGAUUGCGCAGUGAGUCCUUAAUGUUUAAAAUCUAUGAAUGUACGAUAUUAGGGAGAAAUUGUUUAAUAUAGAGCGAGACAUAUGUAAACACGUAAGCGACACAAAAAAUAUUUACUACGCAGUUAAAUAAAAUGAAAUUAUAAAUGAAAUAAACACACAGAGUAGCGCUAGUUACUACCAUGCCUACAUGAUAAAAAAAAUGCGCUAAUUCGACGUCAUGAUUUCGGUGUGAGAGAGAUAUAUGUAUGCGCACGUGUGUGUGUGUGUGUGUUUGUGUGUGCGCGCGUGCGCGCGCGCGCGUCUAGCGUGCGUGCGUGUACGUUUGUGCGUGCGUGUGUGCGCGCACAUUGUCGUGUGCAUGAGAACGCGAGAGCGAAAGUAUGAUGCGCGUAUGAGUGAGAGGGAGAGAGAAAGAGAAAAGCAUGUACAUACAUAUAUAUGUAUGUAAUAUAUAGAUAAAUCACACACACAUAUAUAUAUGAAUAUGUAUAUGUAUGUAUAGGUAAUUAAUUAUAUGAAACUAUACACUGUACUAUGCGAUGAGCAAAAAAAGUAAAGAAGAAAAA